This is a messenger RNA of Sphaeramia orbicularis (orbiculate cardinalfish), 938 nucleotides long. RefSeq names its product breast cancer anti-estrogen resistance protein 1-like. The transcript has 2 exons. Gene Ontology annotation, cellular component: plasma membrane; cytoplasm; focal adhesion. Gene Ontology annotation, biological process: cell surface receptor protein tyrosine kinase signaling pathway; cell migration. Lineage: Eukaryota; Metazoa; Chordata; Actinopteri; Kurtiformes; Apogonidae. The record is from RefSeq and is a predicted model, not a curated record. The coding region runs from base 168 to 650 and encodes 160 amino acids.
GUGUGUGUGUGUGUUGAUAUCAGGGUAAAGAAGAGUUUGAGAAGAACCAAAGACAACUGUUGGAAAAAGGAAACAUCAUCCGACACAACAAGACCCAACUGGAGCAACAACAGAUUAAACAGUUUGAGCGUCUGGAACAGGAAGUGAGUCGUCCCAUUAACAAUGACAUGACGGGCUGGGCACCGGCGCCGCACCAGCCUUCGGCCAAUCAGAACGGCUCCGGAGGCCCCUCCCCCUCCCAGCUGUGCCACGGCGACUGGCAGCUCCUCCUCUUCUACCAGGAACAGUGCGAGCAGAACGUCACCACCGUCACCAACGCCGUCGACGCCUUCUUCACCGCCGUCAACUCCAACCAGCCGCCAAAGAUCUUCGUGGCCCACAGUAAGUUCGUCAUCCUCAGCGCCCACAAGCUGGUGUUCAUCGGGGACACCCUGUCCCGCCAGGCUAAGUCCCCAGAGGUCCGGGCCCGGGUGGCCCAGAGCAGCAACGCCCUCUGCGAAAAACUCAAAGACAUCGUCAUCUGCACCAAGACGGCGGCGCUGCAGUACCCGUCCAGCGGCGCCGCCAGGGAGAUGACGGACAGGGUGAGGGAGCUGGCAGCGUGUACGCAGCAGUUCAGGAUGGUCCUGGGACAGCUGCUGCUCAUGUAGGGGGGGCACGGACAGGGGGGCCGUGACGGACAGGUCCCAGGAACACAGGGUGGAUGAGCCCUGGGGGGGGCACCUGGACCUGGACACCCACAUAAACAGACCUGGACCUGGACCUGGACCUGGACCUGGGUGUGUCUUUGCUCUUCCUGGGAGGGGGGACACUGUGGACCCCCCCCUCUUUGUCCCUUUCCAUUUCAGACAGACUGUUAUCUCCAGUGGGCGGGGCCAAUCGAUGUAAGAUAAUCAGUGUAAAUAUUUCAGUCCAUAUUUAGUCACAAACGCAGAAAG